UUGAUGGCAAUGAAACUAAAUUAUCAGUCUUCUUUAUUUGGAUCAAUACGAUUGAAGAAAAUCAAAAAUGAACAUUUCUUUUUAUAUUUUGUUGCUUUUUGUUGUCUCAACUUAUGCUGGUAAACUUCAACCAAAACUUCCGAAAUUGAAGGAACCCAAGCGACAUGGAAAUUCUAACAUUGGUGCUUCUGGAAUCCAAUCCAGUUCAAGUGUUGACUCUGCUAAUGUAAGGAAAACCAGAUCGAUUACCGAUCCUGGUUUUAGAACCUUAGUCAUCCAACGAGAAAGGGAAAAUUGUUUCUCUAAGUUUCCUGUAAGGAUGUGUGCUGAAAACGAAAAUGCUUCACAAACUGAAUCCCAGCAGGUUGAUCUGGUUUGUCUGGAUAAGAGUUCAGAUCCACUUGCCAUUCUUUUGGUCGAAGAAGCUAAAAAACGAAUGCUUUCUGAAUUUAUGGGUCGUGACAGACUGAAACUUAUACUUACAAUUCACCAACCAAGUGCAGCACUUAAGGAAUCAAUUCGAUAAAUUAAACGUCCUUUUCUUUUAUUUUGUCCCCGGUUUAUCUUUCUAAGACAAACGGAAUAUAUUUGCAUUAUCAUAAAUAUAACUUUUACAAUUUAUCAAAUGGUAAUCCAAAUCAUAAUUUGAUCUAUUAAAGUAACUUAAAAGAUUA
Tetranychus urticae (two-spotted spider mite) is the source of this 674-nucleotide messenger RNA. RefSeq lists its product as uncharacterized. Lineage: Eukaryota; Metazoa; Arthropoda; Arachnida; Trombidiformes; Tetranychidae. The record is from RefSeq and is a predicted model, not a curated record.